AUGUCUUUUCGCGGUGCUCCUGGGCGCGGAGGUCCCUAUCGUGGAGGCGGCGGUCCUCCCCGCGGUGCUGGCGGCGGUCGUGGUCGCGGCGGCGGCGGUGGUCGCGGCGGCAAGCCACCCCCUGGUCCCAACGUCGGAACGCGUGUCCCUUUGACAGUCAUCGCUAAUGCAUAUGCCAUCACUCAACUUCCCAAGGUCUCCUUUUAUCAGUACCAAGCCAUCACACCCGAGGCUAGGACUGCCAAGAAGCAGCGCAUCGUCAUCGACCAUAUGCAGCGCCAGUAUAUCGCACAGUUCUCGCCACAAGGCGUGUACGACGGGCAGGCGUUGUUCUUUUCGCAAAGCGACAACCUCGCUGGCAAUUGGUCUGUGGAUCUCCCUGUUGGAUCGAAUGGCCAAGCCGGCGGCACAUUCCAUGUCAAGAUGGAUCGUGUAAGCGACAUUAGACCUCUGAGCGUGCAGGAGGUGGGCGGGAACAACGCGCUCGAUCCGGUCAUCAUCAAUCUUCUUCAGUUGCUCUCCCAAGAGAAGGCGGCACGCGACUCGUCGUACUUCAAUCCUCGGCGUUCUGUCUUCUUCCCCCAGCGCGCGCAGCCCGUCUUACUCCCCAGCCGGACAGUGGAUAUGUUCCAUGGCUUCUAUCAGUCAAUUAAACCCGUCCGCAACGGUCUCGUCGUUAAUCUUGACAUAGCUUCGACGCUUAUGUACCCCGCGAGCGCACUUCUCGAUUGGAUCAUGAACUACAUGGAGUUCCAGAACCUCCGCGACUUAGAGGUCUUGGAGCCGGCCAGCCCUCGCUGGCGUGAUCUCAAAACCAAGUUGAACAAUGUACGCGUCGAGUACAGGUCCAAUCGUGUUCGUCAGCGCAAGAUUCGUGGCAUCAUCCCGCACGCCGGCGAGAUAGAGUUUGACCGCGGAGACGACCGCAUUACCAUCGAGACGCACUUCCAGCAGCUCAAUCAUCCUCUCAAGUACCCCAAGCUUCCCGGUGUCUAUCUUGAUGACAAGAAGAAGGUUAUCGUUCCCAUUGAGCUCUGCACUAUUCUGCCAGGCCAGCGCUACCCCUUCCAACUCAGCAAAUUUGACCAGACGAUGGCUGUUGACGAGAUGACCAAGACUCCGAUCAACCGGCAACAGACGAUCCAGAACGGGAUAGCGUUCUUCGCGCACCAAGAUUCGCAGUUCGUUCUUGAAGCGCAGAUGUCAGUCGCUACAAACCCUAUGGUGAUCCGUGCCUCCCGCAUUGGUGCACCCAAAGUUGUAUAUCGUCAACAAUCCAGUGUUCAAGUGCUUACCGGGGACUGGGACAUCUCGCGCAAUCAGUUCAUCGAGCCUAAGAUCAUACAGUCCUGGGUGGUCAUCAACCUUAUCGGUCCCAGUGUCCGCACUGUCAGGCAGGGCCUUCAGCCCACACAAGAAUACGCGAGGACCUUCAUGGGUGCGAUCGCGCGCAGCUGCCAAGACCGGGGCAUGUGUGUGCCCAAGGAGCCUCUUAUCAUCAUCGACAUGCAGGGCGUGCAGGAGAAGACACUUACCCAGAUCAAGUACCAGCAGCUGCAACCUCCUGCGGUCAUGUUUUUCCUAUUGGCGGAGGGCGGCGGCGCCUCGGACCUACAUCGUCGCAUCAAGUACUGGGGCGACAUACAGGAAGGCGUUACCACUCAGUGCAUGUACGCCGCUAAAGUGAACCCCACGCCGCUGUUCGGCAACAAUAUUGCCAUGAAACUGAAUGCGAAGCUUGGCGGCAUCAACAACAUCGCUUCGAACCCCACACUUGAGAGCCUGUCAUCGGGUACUAUGAUUAUCGGUGCCGAUGUCACCCACCCGGGCCCUGGUCUUGUCACUCGUCCGUCAAUCGCGUCCGUCGUGACCUCUUUGGACCCAGGUUGGGCGAAAUACUUUUCGUGCAUGGACGUUCAGCCGCCUCGCCUUGAGCGCAUUGAGAACCUGCGCGAUCUGAUCUACGACGCUCUCCGGCGGUGGUGGACUAGCAACAACAAUAAGCUUCCUGAGCGGAUUAUCUACUUCAGGGACGGCAUAAGUGAGGGCCAAUAUGUCGAUACCGGUAAAUACGAAGAGACUCACAUCCGGCAGGCCUGGGAGCGCGCUGCCAAGGGGCUCGGACUCCCAUUCCAGUUCAAGUUUACCUUCAUAGUGGUGGAGAAGCGCCACCAUAUGCGUUUCCUGCCGCAUGUUGACCAACAGACCAAUAACAACAUCCCCCCUGGUUUGCUCGUAGAAGACGAGGUGGUGUCUCGCGUGUACGAGAACUUUUAUCUUGUUUCCCAGGCCGGUAUCCUCGGAACCUCCCGUCCCUCUCACUACGUCGUCCUUAAGCGCGAACCGACCAUCACCCUGUCGAUGAUACAGGACCUGUCGUACUAUCUGUGUCACGUUUGCGCCAGGACCACGCGUUCUGUCGCACUCCCGGCGCCUGUCCAUUAUGCGGAUCUACUCGCCGCCGAGGCCUUCAACUAUAUCGCGCCGGACUCGCCCGCCUUCAAUACAGACAACAUGACCGUCGCUUCCGAAGACGAAUUUAACCUUGCCGUCUGGAAGCAAGCCCUGCCGACGGGUCCCGUGGUGCACGGAGCGAUGCAAGGCAAACUGUUCUUUGUCUGA
Peniophora sp. CBMAI 1063 is the source of this 2622-nucleotide messenger RNA. Lineage: Eukaryota; Fungi; Basidiomycota; Agaricomycetes; Russulales; Peniophoraceae. The record is from the annotation of a GenBank genome assembly.